Melospiza georgiana is the source of this 3001-nucleotide messenger RNA. It is a transcript of the gene SLC40A1, whose product is annotated as solute carrier family 40 member 1. Bases 181 to 1914 code for a protein of 577 amino acids. NCBI's taxonomy places the organism in Eukaryota, Metazoa, Chordata, Aves, Passeriformes, Passerellidae. Gene Ontology annotation, biological process: iron ion transmembrane transport. The record is from RefSeq and is a predicted model, not a curated record. The transcript has 8 exons. Gene Ontology annotation, molecular function: peptide hormone binding; iron ion transmembrane transporter activity. Gene Ontology annotation, cellular component: basolateral plasma membrane.
GCAGUGAGCCGGGCGUCGAGCGGCGCUCGGCCCCUCCGCGGCGGAGCGUUCCCGCCGCCCGCGGCGCAUAAGGCCAAGGCUUUCCGACUUCAGCUACAGUGCUAGCUAAGUCGGGGAAGGCAACACGGAGCGAAGCCGCGUGUCCCCCCCCUUCUCUCGGCAGCGGCGGAGCGGGCCGGCAUGGCGCGGGCAGCGGAGCCGGAGGGCCGGCGGCGCGGCGGAUCUGUGAUUGCCUAUUUUACGUCUGCAAAGUUUCUUCUUUAUCUUGGACAUGCACUGUCCACUUGGGGAGAUCGGAUGUGGCAUUUUGCUGUGUCUGUGUUCCUGGUUGAGCUUUAUGGCAACAGCUUGCUCCUCACUGCGGUCUAUGGCCUGGUUGUGGCGGGAUCGGUUCUUCUCCUGGGAGCCCUUAUUGGAGACUGGGUGGACAAGAACUCCAGGCUCAAAGUGGCCCAGACAUCCUUGAUUGUGCAGAAUUCAUCUGUCAUCCUGUGUGGUGUUAUCCUGAUGAUUAUCUUCUUGUUUAAGACACAGCUCUUGACAUUAUACCAUGGAUGGCUUCUUACAUUGUGCUAUAUCCUGGUUAUCACAAUAGCAAAUAUUGCUAAUUUGGCCAGCACUGCCACAGCGAUCACAAUUCAGAGGGACUGGAUUGUUGUGGUUGCAGGGGAAGACAGAAGCAAACUGGCAGAUAUGAAUGCCACAAUAAGAAGAAUUGAUCAGCUGACCAAUAUCUUGGCCCCAAUGGCUGUUGGUCAGAUAAUGACAUUUGGCUCCCCUAUGAUUGGCUGUGGAUUCAUUUCUGGCUGGAACCUGAUGUCCAUGUGUGUGGAAUAUCUGCUGCUCUGGAAGGUUUACCAGAAAACCCCUACUCUGGCUCACAAAUCUGCAAAAGUUGAAGCAUCGGAACUGAAACAGCUGAAUGUAAAGAAAGAGAGUGACAUGAAACCUGCUGAAGGAGUGCAGCUCAUUAUUGAGAAAGAUGUAGCUGGCUUUGAGCCCCAGCCGGAGAAGGAAGUCGGCUGCGCUGCCCGGAUUGCCGAACCUUUCAUAACCUUCCGGGACGGAUGGGUUGCGUACUACAACCAGCCGGUGUUCCUUGCAGGCAUGGGCCUUGCAUUCCUCUAUAUGACUGUGCUGGGAUUCGAUUGUAUCACUACAGGCUAUGCAUACACUCAGGGGCUGAGUGGCUCUGUGCUAAGCCUCCUCAUGGGUGCCUCAGCAGUCACUGGAAUCAUGGGAACAGUGGCUUUCACCUGGCUCCGGCGCAAAUGUGGCCUCAUUCGCACGGGCCUUAUUUCUGGAGUCGCUCAGUUUGCGUGUCUGAUCUUAUGUGUCGUCUCUGUAUUCAUGCCUGGAAGCCCCAUGGAUCUGACUGUUUCUCCAUUUGCUGACAUCAGUGCCAGGCUGUUUGAAAAUGAGCCAUUGCCUACUAUAGCAUCUCCAGAAUCUGAAAUGAUUUUUGCAACUGGAAUGCCCAAGUUGUUAAACGGGUCUAUUGCUCCUGCUGACAGUGACCCAGAGAUGAGUCCUGAGCCUGUGCCUUUAAUCUCUGUUAGUCUCCUGUUUGCAGGAGUCAUUGCUGCUAGAGUUGGCCUUUGGUCCUUUGAUUUGACUGUCACACAGUUACUCCAAGAAAACGUCAUAGAAUCUGAAAGAGGCAUCAUAAACGGUGUCCAAAACUCCAUGAAUUAUCUUCUUGACUUGCUGCACUUCAUCAUGGUCAUCUUGGCCCCAAACCCUGAAGCUUUUGGCUUAUUGGUGCUUAUUUCUGUGUCUUUUGUUGCAAUGGGCCACAUAAUGUACUUCAGAUUUGCCCAAAAAAGCUUGGGAAAACAACUUUUUGUUUGUCACACUCCUGAUCCCAAAACAGCCCCUGACAGUUCACCACCUGGUAACACAUCUACUGUCUGAAAGGAUCCACUUCUCUUUACUAACUUUGCUUCACAAAUACCAUGGUUAAGCACAUAUACUUCCUUUUAUGACCCUGUUUGAGGUGUUUCUCUAGAGUUGAAUGUAUAACUUAGCUCUUUGGGGAAGCUUUCCCAAGAGAGAAAAUUCAUUUUACAGUGACCCUGUAAAUGUUUUAUGUUUGGCAGAGGACAGCCUGGCUGGAUCCUGACAACUGCAGUAUCAAAGGUUCCCCACAAGUCUGGUGUUUGAUCACAAAAAUACUGUUCAAGUUCCAUGGCUGACCCCUACAGUGAUACUGUGGUUAAGUGGUUAUACAGACUCAAUUUACCAUGAAUUCUGAAUAAUUCUUGUGUUCAUUGAGUAAAAUGGGGUCUUGUCCUUCCUUUUAGUUACUUCAGAAUAACUUUUUAUACAGUAUUUGAUUGUUUGGAGUUUUUCUCCAAUAUUCCUUUACCAUGAACAGUUCUGCUCACCUUUAUUCUUAAACUGGUGUAAACAUUCUCUCUAAACAUUGGACUUUGAUGGUCCUUGUGGGUCCCUUCUAACUCACAAUAUUCUAUGAUCCUUCUUGAUUCUUCUAAUAAACAAUUUCAUCUUUUUUUUUCCCAAAACCUUUAUAGUAUUUUAUGUUUUGGUUUAACUUUAUGGAAACACCUUUGCAGGUUUUUUGCAUGUUUCCUUACAAAUUAGAAUACUGUUAGGUACAAGAUAUUGUAUUACACUUUCGUUGCACUUGUUAGAGUAAAGCAGCCUCAUUUAGCAGAAGCUAUUGAUGUAAUAUUACAAAGCAUGGCUUUUAAAUUGCAAAUGGCAGGUUUGCUUGGGUUUGAUGUAGCAGAAAGUGCUAAGGUCAGGAGUACUGGUACAGAAAGAUAAAUUCUAGUGCUAACUUAGUUUUUGCCUCAGAGUACAAGCAGCUUUAGUUAAUUUUCCAGUAUAUCAGGCUUUAUUAGGGUUUCUGAAAACAAUUGCAUUUGAAAAUAGUUAAUAUUUCUUGCAAUAGGUGGAUUACUUGCAUUUAUCUGAUGUGUAUGUGGAUUUUGACUUUUUCUAAAAUACUGCUAAACCAAUGAGUUGAUGGACUCAU